This is a messenger RNA of Plasmodium malariae, 1818 nucleotides long. RefSeq lists its product as uncharacterized. The coding region runs from base 1 to 1818 and encodes 605 amino acids. NCBI's taxonomy places the organism in Eukaryota, Apicomplexa, Aconoidasida, Haemosporida, Plasmodiidae. The transcript has a single exon. The record is from RefSeq and is a predicted model, not a curated record.
AUGAAUAAAAUAUUUAAUGUUGUUUUUUACUUCUCAUUUCAAAAUUUAUGUUUACGUGAAUAUAAUUUCGUAAGUAAUGAAAUAGUAAAUCAAAGAAAAACAAAUUUGAGAAAUGGUUCUAUAAAUGACAUUGUUUCUUGGCAACACGAACACGAAAAAGUGAACACAGGAAGUGAAGAACAUUGUGAUGAUGAACAUAACAACAUAAUUAAAGGACAAGAUGAUGUUCCAGCUGCUUUAAGUCCUGAUGAUAAGGCAUCUGCUGGCAAUAAGGCAGAUACAGAUGAGGCAGAUGGAAAUGAUAUACGUGGAAGGCAAGUAGAAGAUGGACGAAUAGACUCUCCUGAACAAGUUACUUCAUCUAGUAAUGAUGGACGCGCAGGAGCAGUGGAACAAGCACAACAUUUAGAAGGACAUGACGCAGAUACUGACAGGGAGAGUAAAGAAAAAGAAGAAGAAGAAGAAGACCCUUCAAAGAAACAAGGACAAAGUGAGGAAUUAGAAAAUUCAGUAGAUAGAAGAAAUGGAGUAUUAACAGAUUCCCAAGAACUUGGUCCGCAAUUACCUGAAAAUCCAGGGGAAUCAGAAACCGCAGUAGUAACAGAAAAUCCUGAAGUGGGAGGAUCAAAAGAUCCAUCGAAAAAGGCGGAAGAACUUGAGUCACAGACACUACAAUAUUCAUUAGGUUUACCAGGGGCACGAGAUCCUGAAGGUUCAUUAGAACCAUCAAGUUCUCCAGUUCUUGAAGAUUCAAAAGAUUCAUUAGAUCCUUCAGGUCCCAAUCAUUCGUCAGAUUCGCAAAGUUCACCAAGUUCGUUAAACUCUUCAGAUUCAUCAAGUUCGUCAUCUUUGCCAGAUCCGGAGGAUGGCAAAGUGAAUACUGAUCCAAAACCAGGUGUUUCAGAAGUAUCUGAACAUCAAGUACCGGAAGAUCCAAGGGAACUAGAACCCCCCAGAGAAGGAACAGUAUUGGCAGAAAACGAAAGACAAACAUAUUUAACUGCAAAAGACCCUGCAGUAAAAUCAGAAACAGGAUCAAUAUUAAGAGAUACGGAUGCAACGGAUGCACAAGAACCUGGAGAACGGGAAUCAGGAAACACAGAAAAAAAUGGUACACCACAUCAGGCACCACGUCCAACAGCAGAGUCAACAACAUUAGAUAGUGGAAGAGAAGCACCACGGCCUUUGGAAGAAAGCAAAGAAAGAGAGGAAAGUGUGCCAGUACCUUCUCAGGAUACACAAGAAAAAGCAGUAAAUGUACCUGGGUCGAAUAAUGAAGCAGAAGGCUCAAAAAUUGUGGAGAGUGUACAAGACCCAACAGAAACAUCAAAUAAAAACGCGUUAGAACCAUUAACAAUUCCUGCAGGGGAAAAUAACGAUAUACACCCAAGUGAAGAUGAAAUAAAAGAGGAAAAGGAGGAGCAGGAUGACAAUGAUGAUGACAAUGAUGAUUACGAAUAUGAUGAUGGUUAUGCGAGAGAGGAAAAUAUAUAUGAAGAAGAGCUUGAAAAAGAGGAGGUGACAGAAGUAGAAGAUGAAGAAGAUAUGGUAGAAGAGGACAAAAAAGAGGAAGCAGGUGAACUUCCAAAGGGAAAUAAUCAAAAGGAAAAUGUAACCGAACAAAAAAAAGAAAUAAAAGAUGUUCCAUUUAAUGAUACUAAUGCUCACAAGUUAAUUGCCAAAGAUCUUGAAGUUUACAAUCAUGUUAAAAAAUCUCAGAAUAUAAUGAAGAAUAUUUUAAGUUCAUUUGAUCAAGAAAUUGGGGUCUCCAACACCCUGAAGGAAUUUGAAAAAGAUAUAGCUUAUUUAUUCACUUAA